Molecule: messenger RNA, 1434 nt
Organism: Parascedosporium putredinis
Lineage: Eukaryota; Fungi; Ascomycota; Sordariomycetes; Microascales; Microascaceae
Source: the annotation of a GenBank genome assembly
AUGAGCACUGCGCUCGUAAGCUAUGUUGCGCUCACUCUGGCUCGGCUCUCCCCAUCUACCAAAAGCAGCGUCCCGGACGCCGCGGUACCGGAGCCUCCCAUUCAGCUCCAGGACUGCUGCUCGGCCGUUGUCGUCGUCGUCAUCUUCGCCAGGUGGCCUAGCCCCGACUGCGUUGGAGGUUCCAAUCACUGCGCCCAACGGCCAACAGAGCAAGAAAUUUGCUCCGUCUGCUCGGCAAACUCUCAAGACGUCCACAAAGCCGUCUCUUCAGCCCGAGAAGCCCUCAAGGCCCCGUCCUGGAGCCGGCUCUCCGGGAGUGAUCGCGGCGCCCUCCUCUACAGGUUAGCGGACCUUGUCGAGAAGAACGCCGAGACCAUCGCCACCAUCGAGUCCCUCGAUAGCGGCAAGCCCUACUCCGCCUCCCUGGGGACCGACGUGCCGCUUUUCCUCCAGGUCAUGCGCUACUAUGCCGGCUUCGCCGACAAGAACUUUGGCCGCGUCAUCGAUGUCGGCCCGGACAAGAUGGCCUACACCGUCCACGAGCCCAUCGGCGUCUGCGGGCAGAUCGUGCCGUGGAACUACCCGCUCGCCAUGGCUGGGUGGAAGCUCGCACCCGCGCUGGCUUGCGGUAACACUACGGUGUUGAAACCGUCAGAGCUGACGCCGCUGUCGGUCCUUUUCGUCGCCAACUUGGUCCGCGAGGCCGGUUUCCCACCCGGCGUUGUCAACAUCCUCAAUGGCUACGGCCGUGACACAGGUGCCGCUCUGGUCAACCAUCCGGGAGUCGACAAGAUCGCCUUCACUGGCAGCACGGCUACGGGCAAAGAGAUUAUGCGCCUGGCUUCCAAGACGUUGAAAAACAUCACGCUCGAGACGGGUGGAAAGUCGCCUCUCAUUGUGUUUGAGGACGCUAAUGUCGCCCAGGCCGCGAAGCACGCCCACCUCGGCAUCAUGUCGAACUCGGGCCAGAUCUGCACCGCCAACUCGAGGCUCCUGGUGCAUGAGACCCUUGUUGAUGAAUUUGUCAACGCGUUCGCUAGCCUCGGUCCCCAGGUCUCGCGGGACCAGUACGACCGCAUCCUAAACUACGUCCAGCUCGGCGUCGACGAAGGCGCCAGGCUCGUGUUGGGCGGCCGACCCGCCACGGUGCCCUCUGGAAAAGGCUACUAUAUCGAGCCCACACUCUUCGCCGACGUCAAGCCAAACAUGAAAAUCUUCCAAGAGGAAAUCUUUGGGCCCUGUGCCGUCAUCGUGCCCUUUUCCACAGACGAAGAGGCGGUAGCUCUGGCCAACGAUUCCGCCUACGGACUCGGAGCCAUGCUCUUCACCAAAGAUCUUUCGCGGGCACAUAGAAUGGCUCGGGCGGUCGAAGCUGGCAUGGUAUUCAUCAACAGCACAGAUGACUCCGACGCCAGAACCCCUUUGGCGGCGUGA